GGUGUGUUUUUGUAGCUUUGACUUUUAAUCUCUUUCAAAUGAGCGGGAACAUUGAGAUAUUUAGUCCCUUUCCUUCACAAAAGCAUACCCAAAUAGCCCCUUUUGUCUUAUAUCUGUUUACAAUAAAGAAGAUGAGCUACAUAUUUUAAAGACAAGGUUAUCCUACUUGUGCCAGAGGCACAUGGAAAGGCUGAAAAGUGAGCGAAGAAGUCAAUGUGGGAGACCACAGGACACCUUUUUUACAAGCAGCAGGAGAAAACGAUUUUGUAGGUUGUAAAUGACGUGACUGGUUUAGGCAUUUUUAAAGAAGAGGGUAAAGCAAUGCAGGACAGACUUGGCAUUAGAGUCAGGUGGUAUGGAGCACAACUUGGCCUCCCUUAUGCAUUGUGUCUUUGAGAACAAAAUGAACCCAUGUUGUUCUCUGUACAGCUGGUUGUUCAGAUCUCUAACAAGUUGUCUCGUUUAAUUAUUCAGAACAACACAGUACGAUCAUUACAAAAGACCAGGAAGUUGUCAAUCCAGUGAUGCAGGGGUGCAGUCAUGUGGAGGAUUCAGAUUUGCUGCGCACUGUUUGCACUGUAUUCAGCAGCACCGCCUGCACACAUCAACCGUCUGGCGCUGUUCCCUGACAAGAGCGCCUGGUGUGAAGCCAAGAACAUCACACAGAUAGUCGGGCACACGGGAUGUCAGCCUCGCUCUAUUCAAAACAGAGCCUGUCUGGGCCAGUGUUUCAGCUACAGCGUCCCCAACACAUUCCCACAGUCGACUGAGUCUCUGGUUCACUGUGACUCCUGCAUGCCUGCCCAGACACAGUGGGAAGUGGUGACUCUGGAGUGCCCCGGUGCAGAGUCCCCUCAUGUGGAUAAGUUGGUGGAGAGGAUCUUCCACUGUAGCUGCCAGUCCUGCAGUAAAGAAGGCGGUCAGGAGGGGGCAGUGAUGCAGCUGUAUCCGGCAGACAAUGUCCUAGAUGUCCCCUCUCUAUCUGACACCCUCAGCAGUGCCCAGUCCCACCCACUACCCCCUUCAAAUUUGCACCCCAAGAAGCAUGCUCAUGCACACACAGACCAUCACACACUACCACACACAUCAGAUGGAGGGUAGGUCCCCCUCUUUCUGUCACUUUCCUUAUCUUUAUUCUCACAUCCUUUGUAGCACCCUGUAGAAUUGUAAAUGCACUUUGAAAAUAAGGCUUCACACACACUCACGAUGUCAUGCUAUCAGAAAACACUCUAUUGUAUGUAAAGUCGUACAAACACACCAGCCUAUGCACUCUUUUUGUUGUAUGAUUAGAAAUGCAUAUGUGUGCAUCCAGACAUGACUAUAGUCUGUUAAUAAGCUGUAGUCUCAUUUUGUUUAAUCUGCUUUAAUGGUAUAAAUAAAUAUUGUUGUGAUAA
Notolabrus celidotus (New Zealand spotty) is the source of this 1394-nucleotide messenger RNA. RefSeq names its product NBL1, DAN family BMP antagonist (gene nbl1). The transcript has 4 exons. The coding region runs from base 541 to 1101 and encodes 186 amino acids. Gene Ontology annotation, molecular function: receptor ligand activity; BMP binding. Gene Ontology annotation, biological process: animal organ morphogenesis. The record is from RefSeq and is a predicted model, not a curated record. NCBI's taxonomy places the organism in Eukaryota, Metazoa, Chordata, Actinopteri, Labriformes, Labridae.